CAAUUCACAACCCUUAGUUUGCCCCCACGAAAUUCUCUUCUUCCCCACAAUUCUCUCUCUUCCUACGACCAAAUUCAUCAAAAAACAAACUCUCUCCCCCUCUCUCUCUCUCUCCUCCUCCUCCUCCUCUUCCUCCUCCAUACUCCCAUCUCUCUCUUCUCUCCCGUUCCGCAGAGCUCCUACCCCUAAUCACAAGAAGCCACCAUGGCAAACGCGGCAUCUGGGAUGGCGGUGGACGACGAGUGUAAGCUGAAGUUUUCGGAACUGAAAACGAAGAGGAACUACCGUUACAUAAUCUUCAAAAUCGAGGCUCAAAAAGUGGUGGUGGAGAAUGUCGGGAGCCCUGAAGAAAGCUAUGAGGAUUUCAGCGCCGCACUCCCUGCAGAUGAGUGUCGUUAUUCUGUCUUUGAUUUCGAUUUCACCACCGAGGAAAAUUGCCAGAAGAGCAAGAUUUUCUUCAUUGCUUGGUCACCUGAGACAGCAAGGGUUAGGAUGAAGAUGGUGUAUGCCAGCUCCAAGGAUAGAUUCAAGAGGGAACUGGAUGGGAUACAAGUUGAGUUGCAAGCAACGGAUCCGAGUGAAAUGAGCUUUGACAUUAUAAAAAGCCGAGCGCUCUGAACAUCGAUCGCCUUCUCUUCCUCGGUUUACAUGCUUAAUUUACAUCUUAAGUUAAUUCAUUGUGUGUGUGUGUUUUUUUUUUAUGACGUUUGCGGGGUUGGUAAUUCCUUGGUCAAAAUGCUAGUGAACAAAUAGGGUACUGUACUAUUCUUUGUGUUUUUUUUGCUUUUCAUAUUUCUCGUGUCAAAUUGUGUUUUUCCUUGGAUCCGAUUCAUCAUGUGAGAAGAAGAUGAAGGAAAACAAAACCGGUAUAGAGAUUAUUAUAGUAAAGGGAAAGGAAAUUUUGAUUUC
Molecule: messenger RNA, 909 nt
Organism: Rhododendron vialii
Lineage: Eukaryota; Viridiplantae; Streptophyta; Magnoliopsida; Ericales; Ericaceae
Product: actin-depolymerizing factor 7
Exons: 3
Coding region: 205-618 (137 amino acids)
Biological process (GO): actin filament depolymerization
Cellular component (GO): cytoplasm; actin cytoskeleton
Molecular function (GO): actin filament binding
Source: RefSeq, a predicted model, not a curated record